UAUAAAUAUAAAUUCGCCUAUUUCUUAAGUAUCAUUAAGUAGUAGAAUUGAGUCAAAGUAAGAUGACGAAAGUACUCAUAGUUAUUGCAUUAUACCUUGCAACAGUAGCUGCAGGUCCUGAGGAGGACAUUUGGUUGCAGUUCAAUAAACGUAUGCCAAAUGCAUACUAUGGAUUGAAGGAACCCAUUGUGAGGCCUCCCAUUACUGGACGAGUUGUCGGAGGUAUUGAUGCCAACAUUGCGGACUUCCUGUAUCAACUUUCGUUGCGCUACAAUGGAUUCCAUGCCUGUGGAGCUUCGAUCAUUUCUAACCAAUGGGCUCUUUCGGCUGCUCACUGUACUUAUCCGUUGCCUAGUGUGGAUAUUGUAAGCCUUCGUGGAGGCACCGCUAACCGCUUGCUUGGAGGCACCAUAUUCAGUGUUGAUUUGAUUAUUAACCAUCCUCAAUACGUCGAUGAGACUCUUGAAAACGAUGUUUGUGUACUUCGCACUGUGCAAGCUUUGCAAGGAUUGGAUAUUACUCCCAUUCAGCUGGUGCCAGCUGAAACGUAUUAUCCGCAUGGAACUCGCGCCGUCGUGUCAGGCUGGGGUCUCACGAGCGUACCUGGGUCACUGCCAGUCACACUACAGAUGGUUGACAUCCCAGUGGUUGAUCAAGCAACAUGUCGCGCUGGGUGGCCAGAAGGAUGGGUGACCGAUGAUAUGAUUUGCGCCAGUGAGCCAAAUCGUGAUGCCUGCGAUGGAGAUAGCGGUGGCCCACUUGUUACUGGUGGACGACAAAUUGGUAUUGUUUCAUGGGGCGCACUAAACUGUCUUGGUAACGAACCUGGGGUAUAUGCCCGAGUAGCUUUCCCGCUUAUUCGUAACUGGAUCACAGAAGUCACCGGAGUGUAA
Molecule: messenger RNA, 893 nt
Organism: Armigeres subalbatus
Lineage: Eukaryota; Metazoa; Arthropoda; Insecta; Diptera; Culicidae
Product: trypsin alpha-3-like
Exons: 4
Coding region: 63-893 (276 amino acids)
Biological process (GO): proteolysis
Molecular function (GO): serine-type endopeptidase activity
Source: RefSeq, a predicted model, not a curated record